AUGAAUAUUGAACGGGAAUUUCCUUUACAUGUGGCUAUUUGGAAUAACGAUACAGAGAAAUUAGCAGAAGUACUUCGAGAAAACAAAGAUCGAAUUGAACAACUUGAUCCUCGUCAUCGAACUCCGCUGCAGCUAGCUGUGUGCUUAGGUCAUGUGGAAGCUGCACGGUUACUAGCACAGAAUGAUGCAGAUUGCAAUGUGGUUUCUAAAGAUGGAUGGAAUCUGUUACAAGAAGCGAUAGCAAAUGGUAAUCCGUCGUUAGUGAAAUUAAUCAUGAAAUAUCGAAAUUACCAAAGAAAUAUUCAGCGUAUUCGUGGUAUACCAGAAUUGUUACGAAAAUUGAAAGAGUCGCCAGAUUUUUAUGUGGAAAUGAAAUGGGAAUUUUCUAGUUGGGUUCCUCUAGUCUCGAAACUGUGUCCAAAUGACACGUAUAAGAUAUAUAAAAGCGGUCCAAAUGUACGUGUUGAUACAACAUUACUCGGUAUUGAAGGUACCAAUUGGCAACGAGGCAAUAGAACGUUCAUUUUUUCACUGCUGGCGGACUGUGCGAAGAUGAUUGAUAUCGAUCAUGAGACGAGAUCAGCCUUUAGUGAAAAUUUGAGUAUCCCAGGCGAAGAAGCUAUCCUACUCGAACCAAAUAUGGAUCAAAUCGAAGGAAAACUGAUGUCACCAAGCAUGACAGUUUAUCUCGAUGUCGAUAAAAUUGAAUUCGAACGAAGCAAAUCAGGUGUAUGGGGAAUGCGUAAUGAGAAGAGCGAAAGUAUCAACGGUUAUCAGUGUAAAGUCUAUACUGCAAAUAAUUUCGAACUUGUCACACGAACACGUAUUGAACAUAUGUCACCUGAUGAUCGAAAAGCAUAUGAAGCUGGACACGGAUCUAACAGAAACUUUCUUGGAGGAGUUUUUAAUUUUCUCGAAUCAUCAGCAUCAUCGUCAAGAACAACGGCAACAUCCGCAGCUGCAGCAACGAACCCAACGACUUCAAAACUAUCAAAUGAUUCAAUUAAACAUGUUGAUCAAACGCCUGUGACAUUUGAAGAAUAUUUUAAUAGCCGUGCUGAAUUGAAAAAUCGAGACAUCGGCCGACCACGAGAAGAAAAUACCAAAGUUCAAACAUUCAAUGCUCAAAUAUCUCUUUGUGAUGAUUAUCCACUUAGUCUUCAGGAACAAAUCCUACCUAUCAUUGAUCUAAUGGCUAUAAGCAACUCGCACUUCAAAAAGCUACGCGACUUCGUCACGCUUCAACUCCCAAAUGGUUUUCCUGUUAAAGUUCAAAUUCCUCUCUAUCAUGUUCUAACGGCGAAAGUCACUUUCGGUAAUAUUCAUGGUAGUGACAAAAGUGUCGAGGGUGUGUCAACUAUAAAAGAGAAUUCGAAUUCGUUCUGUGCUGUUGAUGAGAAUAUCUUUGCCAUACCAUCAGGAUAUCGUCGUCAAGGCGAAGGUGAAGGUUAUCAUCCAAUGAUGUAUAUGGAUGACGAUGCUCUAUUACAAAUGGCAAUUGAAAGAAGCCUUCUCGAUUCGAAUGAACCGCCCACAAAUAAUGAUCAAGGUGUUUCUGCUGAUCAAGUAACAUUGUAUGAGGCACUGGGUCACCCAGGAAACCGGCCCAAUCGAACAGAGGUGGACAAUCGUUAUGUAGAUUAUGAUUUACAACGUGCGUUGGAAGCUAGUUUACUUGCAUCGGGUUUGAGUGAACCAGAAAUGGAAGAAGUUCGGAAGCAAAGUCGAGCGCAAUUAAGUGCGGAGGGCGCACCUGAAGAUUUGUCUGCUGUUAUGGAAUUGUCAAAACGUGAAGAAGAAGCUCGACUUAUCCGAAUACGCGAAGAAGAAGAAGAACUUGAAAAAGUAUAUAUCUAA
Adineta ricciae is the source of this 1857-nucleotide messenger RNA. NCBI's taxonomy places the organism in Eukaryota, Metazoa, Rotifera, Eurotatoria, Adinetida, Adinetidae. The record is from the annotation of a GenBank genome assembly.